Molecule: messenger RNA, 390 nt
Organism: Symbiodinium natans
Lineage: Eukaryota; Dinophyceae; Suessiales; Symbiodiniaceae
Source: the annotation of a GenBank genome assembly
AUGGGUGCCGCCCAAACAGCAUUUUUCACAGCGCUUUGCUUCCAGAAGGCAUCGGCUGAGGAAGCCGACACGGAGACAAGCUGGUCCUUCAAUCCAUUCUUGUUUCUAGUGCCUGCUGGAGUGAUCUACCUGGUUCGAUGGGUGUUCAGCCUCAAGCCCGAGAUGGACACUGAUGCGGAUGGGUACAAGUCCACCACGCUGCGCGGGAGGGACUCGGAGGAAAACCUGCAACGACGGAUUGCGGAAAUGGAAGCUCGCCUGGCCUUGGAGGAGAAACAAAGGCAAUUGCUUAUGGCAGGGAAGGCGACGGCUACAAGAGAGGACGAUUCGGAGGAUGAUUUGUUCAGCUCUGAUCUGGAUGCGCAGCUGCGAGCAGCGCAGAAGAAGUGA